Messenger RNA from Aspergillus saccharolyticus JOP 1030-1, 1598 nucleotides. Its product is annotated as putative acyl-CoA dehydrogenase. Gene Ontology annotation, molecular function: oxidoreductase activity, acting on the CH-CH group of donors; flavin adenine dinucleotide binding. Bases 365 to 1465 code for a protein of 366 amino acids. The record is from RefSeq and is a predicted model, not a curated record. The transcript has 2 exons. Lineage: Eukaryota; Fungi; Ascomycota; Eurotiomycetes; Eurotiales; Aspergillaceae.
CGCCAGAGGCGGCUCCGGCCAAGCUACAGACCUCGAAAGCCCCCGCCGCCCCCGUGGAUGUGAUCUCCGCCAAGUCGCUAGAAGCCCAGGAGCCUUUUGGCGACCUCAUCCCGUUUGCUGACCCGGCUUGGUAUCACGGGGUAGGUGGUGGUCCCAAUCGUCUGCUAUCUUCUAUCAGUAAAAGAUGGUGUAGAAAUGCUAGGUUCACGUUGGGCUAACGGGUGUCUAGUACCACUCGCCAUACUUCAACAAGACGCACGCCGCGCUCCGGGAGGAGGUCCGACAAUGGGUGGACACCGAGAUUGAGCCAAAUGUGACGGAAUGGGAUGAGAGCAAGAGCGUCCCUGAACGCAUCUACAAGCAGAUGGGCGAGCGGGGGUAUCUGGCCGGCUUGCUCGGAGUGAAGUAUCCAGUCCAAUAUACCCCUAACCGGGUGCAGUCCGUGGCCCCGGAAAACUGGGACCUGUUCCACGAGAUGCUUCUCACAGACGAACUGUCUCGCGCUGGUAGCGGCGGUUUUGUCUGGAAUCUGAUCGGUGGCUUCGGCAUCGGGUGCCCUCCCUUGGUCAAGUUCGGAAAGAAGCCUCUUGUGGAGAGGAUUCUGCCGGGGAUCUUGGCUGGCGAUAAGCGCAUCUGUUUGGCUAUCACAGAACCCGAUGCGGGUAGUGAUGUCGCCAACCUGACCUGUGAGGCCAAGCUGACGCCAGAUGGCAAGCACUAUAUUGUGAACGGUGAGAAAAAGUGGAUCACCAACGGUAUCUGGAGUGACUAUUUCACUACCGCAGUUCGCACGGGCGGGCCCGGCAUGAACGGCAUCAGUGUGCUGCUCAUCGAGAGAGAGCAGGGCGGUGUGAGCACCCGGCGCAUGGAUUGCCAGGGUGUCUGGAGCAGUGGUACUACCUACAUCACUUUUGAGGAUGUAAAGGUCCCCGUGGAGAACCUUAUCGGGAAGGAAAACCAGGGCUUCAAAGUGAUCAUGACCAACUUCAACCACGAGCGCAUUGGCAUUGUGAUCCAGUGCGUGCGGUUCGCUCGUGUCUGUUAUGAGGAGUCUAUGAAGUACGCGCACAAACGGAAGACCUUCGGUAAGAAGCUCAUUGACCACCCGGUCAUCCGUAUGAAGCUGGCACACAUGGCCCGCCAAAUCGAGGCGACAUAUAACUGGCUGGAGAACAUCAUCUACCAAUGCCAAUCAAUGGAUGAGACGGAAGCCAUGCUCAAGCUGGGAGGCGCUAUUGCCGGACUCAAAGCACAGGCAACGACCACGUAUGAGUUUUGUGCGCGUGAGGCCAGCCAGAUCUUUGGCGGCCUCAGCUACAGCAGGGGUGGCCAGGGAGGUAAGGUUGAGAGACUGUACCGGGAUGUCCGAGCCUACGCCAUCCCUGGUGGUAGCGAGGAGAUUAUGCUGGAUCUUAGCAUGCGCCAGAGUCUGCGGGUGCACCAGAUGUUUGGGCUCAAGUUGUAGGGACGGCUUGUUUGAGAUUUUCCUGGCAUCAAGUAUAUCGAUUCGUAGGGUAAGACAGAGUUGUUCUAUUCAAGAGUCUGUAAAAUAACAUUGUCAAACUGAUCCGGAGAAUCGAUUAAUUGCGCACAGUGUG